This is a messenger RNA of Sorghum bicolor (sorghum), 885 nucleotides long. Its product is annotated as uclacyanin 1. Gene Ontology annotation, cellular component: plasma membrane. Gene Ontology annotation, molecular function: electron transfer activity. Bases 1 to 885 code for a protein of 294 amino acids. NCBI's taxonomy places the organism in Eukaryota, Viridiplantae, Streptophyta, Magnoliopsida, Poales, Poaceae. The record is from RefSeq and is a predicted model, not a curated record. The transcript has 3 exons.
AUGACGCACACUUCACCCCGCUUUUAUCAGCUGCACAGAGAAACAUCGAUGCCCUUUGCACAUGCAUGCUGCUGCCGUCGAGAAGCUGAUGACCCCAUCAGUCAGCACAGCGACAUGUUCGAUCUAGCUAGUACUGUGAUGCGCCACAUGACGUGCCUUCCUUCCGCUAUAAUGGCGUCCUCCAAGCAAAUGCUGCUCCUGGCCGUGGUCGCCGCCGUGGCGUGCCUCGCGCCGCUGGCCUCCGCCACGGUGUUUAUGGUCGGGGACAACCUCGGCUGGAGGGCCAAGUUCAACAACACCCACUGGGCUGACGGCAAGACGUUCAGGGUCGGUGACAGCCUGCUGUUCAUGUACCCCAAGGAGAAGCACACGGUGGUCCAGGUCGGCGAGGACGACUUCGCGGCGUGCAACCUGCAGGGCAACUGGCUCGGCGUCUGGGACUCCGGCGACGACGUCGUGACGCUGGACAAGCCCGGCAAGGUGUGGUUCAUCUGCAGCAAGCCCAACCACUGCCUCAACGGCAUGAAGCUCGCCAUCGACGUGGUCGACGACGACUCGGCCCCAACCCCGUUGCCGUUCCCGUUCCCGGAAGUCCCGGGCCUCCCGGCGGCCCCACAGCAGUCAUCCGUGUGCCCGUUCCCGUUCCCGUUCUGCGGACCGGCCCCGGCCCCGGCUCCAGAGUCGACGUCGUCCCCGCGCAAGUCCCCGUUCCCGAUCCCGGCCCCGGCCACAUCUCCGUUGUUCCGUUUCCUGUUCCCGUCCUGGUCGGGAUCGGCCGCGGCCUCGGCCCCAGCAUCGCCGGAGGCGGCACCGCCGUCUGCGGCCAUGAGGAACACGGUCGGCGGGGCGGUGGCCGCCGUGGUCGCGGCCGCGCUCGCGUUCUAG